Molecule: messenger RNA, 405 nt
Organism: Onychostruthus taczanowskii (white-rumped snowfinch)
Lineage: Eukaryota; Metazoa; Chordata; Aves; Passeriformes; Passeridae
Product: bromodomain-containing protein 2-like
Exons: 2
Biological process (GO): regulation of DNA-templated transcription; chromatin remodeling
Cellular component (GO): chromatin; nucleus
Source: RefSeq, a predicted model, not a curated record
UGCCCCAAAAAUCAGGAAAAAAUCCCUAAAACUCUGGGAAUAAACGGACUUCCCAAUUUUCUCUCCGUCCUCCGCAGACCCUCGAAGAAAUCGUCGAAGGCGCCGCUGCCCGCCGCUCCUUCCUCGCUGCUGGACUCCGAGGAGGAGGAGGAGUCCAAGCCCAUGAGCUACGACGAGAAGCGCCAGCUGAGCCUGGACAUCAACAAGCUGCCCGGGGAGAAGCUGGGCAGGGUCGUGCACAUCAUCCAGUCCCGCGAGCCCUCGCUGCGCGACUCCAACCCCGAGGAGAUCGAGAUCGACUUCGAGACGCUCAAGGCCAGCACGCUCAGGGAGCUCGAGAGAUACGUGCUGUCGUGCCUGAGGAAGAAACCGGUGGUCCAGAUUUUGGAAUUUUUUGGGAUUUAA